Prorocentrum cordatum is the source of this 5107-nucleotide messenger RNA. The record is from the annotation of a GenBank genome assembly. Lineage: Eukaryota; Dinophyceae; Prorocentrales; Prorocentraceae.
CAAGUGAAGCUGGAGAACGAGGAGAUGGACGGCCCCUGGGAGCAGGUGGGCGUUCGGGUGCCUCUGGUGGACUCGGGGGCCUCGGCGACGUGCCGCUCACCGACGUCGACGAGGCCUACGCUGCAACGGAUGCUGCCGCAGGGGCGACUGAUCGCCCAUCAGGACACGAAGGACAACAUCUUCUACACGGUCGAGGGCUCGGAGCUGGACAACAGCACGAAGCGGAUGACGGACAUCUUCCUACUGGAGCACCUGCCGACUUGGGAGAUGUGGGCCAGCAAGCUCCUCCGGCAGUGGACACAGCGCCGCCGCUGGGGGCGGGUCGCCCAGAAAAUAUUUCUCAAGACGAUCGACCACGUGAACUGGAAGCUGGACAGUCUCGGCCUACCUGUGCAGCUGCUACCAGAGAAGUACCCGACAUGGCCGACGGACCUCGAGCACCGUGCGAAGAUUGAGCCGUGUCCGCCGAGCACGAAGGCGAAGCAGCGCCCCCAGCAGUCAACAGCCGCCGCCGCGCGCGAGCAGAACCAAAAGCAGCGGGCCACCAUCGAGACCGCAAAGUCAGAUUUAUUGACCAAUUUGCGGAGGCCCCUGUGCAAGAUGUGGGGGUUGACCCAGUCGGGCAAGAAGGAGGAGGUGGUCGACAAGAUCAUAGCGUACAUCAUCGAGCAGCGCGGCACGGCGGCAGCGACGAUCAAGAUCAAGGUGGAGACCGAGACGAAGAAGGUGGAGACGGCGCCUACGACUGUGGGCCCGGCGAUCCCAGCUCACUACACGCAGAUGUGCCAGCGCCCGGAUUGCAAGCUAUGCCGAGGCAUCGCGAAGAACGAGCCGAUCGUGAAAGUGAGGUCGCGCUGGCACAGCGACGAGAGCCGGCCGCUGAAAGGUCAUCAGCGUCAGGCGAUCCGUGCAGCUACUCACAUGACGAGAUCGGCCAUCUUCGGAGCUACGUGCUCCCUCGCGACCUUCGGCCGCCUGGCGAUGGUCGAAGCGCGCGCCCACGAGGGCUCGAACCUCGGUAAGGCGUGCGACGAGAAGGGCUACCACUACGAGCGUCUCGGCCUGUUCAACGAGAACGACCUCAGCAAGCCGCAGGGUUACCACAAGGCGAAGUUCUUGCUGGAUGAGAAGCGCCCGGAGCUCUUCGUCAGCACUCCACCCUGCGGGCCCUUGUCGGCAAUGCAGAACGUCAACCAGCGCGAUGACAGGCAGAGGGAGAACCUUCGCAGGGCGCGCCUCAAGAGCCAGCGGAUCUUCGAGAACAACAAGAGGCUCAUAGAGCACCAGGUGCUGAACCUGAACGGCUCGGCCCUCGCCGAGCAGCCACGCAACAGUCGGUCGUGGCAGAAGACCUGCUGGAAGGAUCUCCACAAGGUUCUCCCCUACGAGGUGAUCGUGGACGGCUGCGCCUGCGGACUAAGAGCUCCCGACACAGGACACUACCACGAGGAGAUUGAGAGCAGCUUGAGGACCGAGGCUUCGGGCUACUACCCCAAGAUGCUGCGCCGCCGGAUCCUCCGGGCUCUGACCAAGAGCCAGAACCAUAACUAUUUCGAGGACGAGGUUGUGAACUGCCUCUGCAUGGCAGCUACCCAGCAGCCACCGACGGAGCCUACGCCCAUGGUGGACGAGCCGUCAAUUCCACCACAAGACGGCAAGGAAACUCACAACCUCACCAACGAGACAAUCAAGAAUAUCGAGAGCUACACCAGGACAUUCAACUGGGACAUCUGCGACGCGCACCGUCCACCGACGAAGCGGCCACCAGCAUCAUCAGCAGAGCAGCCUCAGAACGGUCACGAGGUUCUCUUCGACGCCUUCUCGUGGAUCCGUCGCAGCAAGAAGACGAACGUGAUGGCGCUGGCGAUCCUCGACGCCGGCUCAGACAUCCUCUACGUGCGGCUGAUCGACGAGAAGCAGAUCCCGGGUACGACCCGGCAAGUUCGUGCCGGCGACCUUCGGCAUAUCUUUGCGACAAAGUGGUUUCCCUGGAUGGGACGUCCGAAGGUCAUGCGCUACGACCCGGCCGGCAGCGCCAUCUCUAACGAGUUCCGCGAGUGGAUCGAGAGCCAGGGAGUCUACUGCCUUCCAUGCGCGGCCGGCGCCCACUGGCAGAUCGGCAAGAUUGAGCGCGCGAUAGAAGCCUUCAAAGAGGCCCUCGACGCUUUCGACGAGAUGGUCUCAGCUGAAGUACCUACUAGCGAGAUGAUCGGACUCCAGACGGCCGCCAGAAACGACCUGCUCAGGAUCGACGGGCUCAGCCCACUGCAGCGCUACGCAGGACGGACACCGACGGGGACCACGGUCAACCUGUCCGACGAGCCGAACAACCUGCCCCUCAUCAGCGCCGAGCUGCAGGAUGGCACCUUCAGCAGGGACGCCCAUGUUCGACGAAUGGCGCGGCUGGCUCACAUCCAAACUGAGAUCUCCGACCGAGUCAAACUGGCGGAGGCCGCGCGCUUCAGGUCUUUCAAGAGGUACGAGACGGGCGACCUGGUCUUCGUCUACAGGAGGCUCCCACCAGGAGCCUGGCUCAAGAAGGGCCAACCUCGCCCCAUGCCUGGGCGAGGCCGCUGGUACGGACCUGGACGAGCACUCUGCCACGAGCCCGCGAGCUCGGGACAUCGACCUGGUCUACAUGGGACGGUGGUCAACAUCACACUGGCUGGACGCCUCUACCGAAUUGCCCCAGAACAGCUUCGACCUGCUACGCCCUCCGAAGAGGCGAUGGACUCUCUACGCUCGCGUCGCGAGCAGCCGGGGGCGUGGACCUUCGGCGACGUCCAGAAGCUGCUCGACCAGAACGAGGUGAUUGACUUUCUUUCGAACGAGUCCCCGCCUACUGGCGAGGACCUUGCCGCUGACGACGGCGAGUCUGUCAGCGCUCGCACCUUCGAGGGCGACGCGAGCGGGCCCUGGGCCAUUCCUGAGGAAGCCGAGCUACCUGCAGAAGAGGAGAUCGUCAUGGAGGCCCCUCCCGACGACGACCAAGCGGAGCGUACGUCUCAGCAGCCCAUUGCGGUGGACACGGACGACGACCUCGACGAGACUACGGCGCCCGACGUGAACGACAAGCGCCGGCUGCGGUCGCCUGGCUCAACCGAGCCACCUGCCAAGAAGCAGCGGAUCAACGUUGCGACCCAGGAGGCUUUCUCCUACUACCUGCAGGAGGGUAACUUCUACGCGGACUACGCCUACAGCGUCCAGCAGUACGACGAGACGAAGAAGGACGACGAGCUCAUCGUGCUGGACAUCCCCGUCAGCAACGAGCACGCGCCCAUGGCUUACAUGGACGACCCCAGCAACUUCGUGGCAUCACAGGCCCGGAAGGGCCGCGUGGAGUUCUCCUUCAAGAAGGCGACGCCUGAGGAAAAGAAGCUGCUACUUGAGGCCCAGCAGAAGGAGUGCACCUCCGUCCUUAGCACGAGGGCCGUCAGGAUCCUCGGCCGCAAGGGGAUCGACCCGGCGCGCCUGUUGCGCUGCCGCUUCGUGCUGACCUGGAAGAAGGACGAGCAGGGCAACGUGCUUCGAGGCAAGGCCAGAUUGGUCGUGCUCGGCUUCAGCGACCCCGAUCUGCUACACCUUCGGACAGAAUCACCAGUUGCUUCAAGACGUGCACGACAACUUCUACUGGCCAUGGCAGCAAGACACAAGUGGAAGCUGGAGAAGGCAGACGCAGUGACAGCCUUCCUCCAGGGCGAGACUGACGAGGAGAAGAGGAAGAUCUACGCCGACCCGCCGAAAGAUGUUCGUCAGGCCUUCGGCAUGAAAGAUGACGAUGUACUGCAGUUCCUCAAGCCUAUGUACGGGUUCGUACAUGCUCCUCGCAAGUGGUGGCUCCAUUUCAAGGACACGCUCAAGACGCUGAAGCUGGAGAUCGUUCAGUGCGAGCCUUGCGUCUGGGUCAUCCGAGACGGCAACAAGCUGUUCGGCAUGGUCAUCCUACACGUCGACGAUAUGAUGAUUGCCGGCGACCACAACAACCCGGCCCUUCUCAAGAAGCGUCAGGAGAUUCAACAAGCUUUUGAAUGGACACCCUGGGAGAGCCGAGCGUUCGUGCAGUGCGGCAUCAGCAUUCGACAGAACGAGGGUUACACCUGCAGCCUCGCACAGGACAGCUACAGCCUGAACGUGGAGCCGAGCCGACUUGGUACACUCGGAUGGCGAGCUCAGCAGUCGGCCCCGUGGCUCAGCGCAGAAGUCUCUCUACUGCAAGCGGAGAUACCUACGGCCACGGUCUCAACCACCCAGAAGAUCAACAAGCUCAUCCGCGCCAUGAAUGACACCGCCGACGUGGUCAUGCUCAUCCCGGCCAUUGAGCAGAUCGCCGUGGUUGGCUGGGGCGACGCAGCCUGGGCCGCCCGCAUCACCGGCGAGUCCCAAGGCGGAGAAAUCGUUGUUCUGGCCCCCCUGUCCUUCCUGAGUGGCUCGACAGAGACGGUUGCGCCUAUCUCUUGGAGAUCGUGCAAGCUACCAAGAGUGGCCAGAAGCAGUACGAGUGCGGAGGUCCAGAUGAUGACUGAGACCCUAGACGAGAUCAGUUACGUGCGCCUAUUUAUCUACGAGCUGGAGUGCGGUCAAGUGGACUACACCAACAAGCAGCACGUGAACGACGCCAUCUCAUCUUGCCCUGGCGUACUUGUCACAGACGGUAAGUCGGGCUACGACGCGAUCGAGAAGAGUGAGUCAGCUGGUCUCGGACUACGCGACAAGCGGACGAGCGUCGAGUGCCCGGGCAUUCGACAGCAGAAGGAGCAGACGGCCCUCCAGAUACGCUGGGUACACAGCGACGCCAUGUUAGCCGACGGGUUGACCAGGGAUCGCGCCGCCAAGGUCUUGCUGGAGUUCUUCAGAUCAGGCCAGCGCUGGAGACUCGUGGACGAUCCCCUUCACCGCAGCUCCCGGAAGCGCAAGACCGAGGGUAUGGACAAGCUCGACCAUGGCAAGCCGAUAUCGGACGAUGACGAGAACGCAAUGCUGGAGGCCCUGAUCUACUACGCCCGCGACAACCCCGACGAGCAGGAGAACCCUGCUGGAGAUACAGCCAUGUGGGGCACGGUGAAGCCGCUCACGCGCUCUGUGCUUUCUGUGAAUUCAGUUGCCAGAG